GUCAAUGGUUUUGGGGUAAAAAGAAGAAAAAAUCCCGUAGGAGUUUUGACAUAUGGAAAUUUGGGUGGUACCCAUAAUGUUUCAAGAAAACCUUGGACUCGGAAAUCUAAUUCGUCCCUUGCAGCUACCAUCCCUACACAGGAAGCUGAGCUUCAUGGAACAUCACUCAUGAACGAAGAAUGUUCAGGUAACAUCCCACAUGCUCUAGAGGAAACUGAAUCUCCAUCAUCUUCACCAGCAAAGGAAAGUGAGCUUCGAUCACCUUCACCACCAAUCGUGGAAAGUUCACUCAUGGACCAUGAUGAUUUUCACAGUGCUUUAGAGCAGAAUGUUUUACAAGAAUUCAACAACGUUCACUUCACGUCCAAAAACUUAACGCAGAAACCAAUGUGUAAAGAAACUGCUUUUGAAUCAUGGAAAUCCAAACAAGAAAUCGUUUAUGGAUCUCUAGUGGAUUCAUACACAGCAAACCAGAAUCUUUGUGGCCUUUGCAAGGCAAUUUCUGGAUAUGGAAUCAUCAAAUGUAAGGACUGUUGCAAUUACCUCUGUUUUAGUUGUGACAGAAAGCGGCAUUCGUACGAUCCAUCCCAUCAAAGGAUGUAUUUUAAGACAGAUUCAUCUUUCAAAUCAUUGCUUCCUACUGAAUUUAUCACUUCUCGUGGAGAAGUCGUCGAGCAACGGGUUCAUGUGCCGCUUUUUCCUCCCCCGAUUUGCACCGAAUGUGAUAGCCGGGAAACAAGUUGCCUCAUCGCAAGCUCAAAUCAUGCUACGUAGUCACCAGAAAAGGUAUCAAAGUUAAUUGGCUUAAAUUUCUUCUAUAACGCGGAUAAUUUUCUCUAAAAAUUAUUUCAAUACAUAGGUAGAUUGGACUUAAACUUACCAGUGUUCCAUUGCCAAAACUGCGAAAAGUCAACUUUCCCUACCGUAGAAGAUUACAUUUCAUCCGGAUUUUGGCCUGGGACGCCAGAGCGAUUUACCGUCUUGUUUCAUCAGGAUGUUUUGGAAUUCUGGCAUCAUCUCAGGCUUCUGACGAAGAAUGUUGUGUCUAUCAUGUUACGUGUAGUUUUUUUUCCAUCGCUACAAAGAAUAAAACAAUUUGAACCGA
Molecule: messenger RNA, 1105 nt
Organism: Daphnia magna
Lineage: Eukaryota; Metazoa; Arthropoda; Branchiopoda; Diplostraca; Daphniidae
Exons: 4
Coding region: 169-774 (201 amino acids)
Source: RefSeq, a predicted model, not a curated record